AUGGAGAAGCAAGAUGAAGUUGCCUUACCAUGGCCAGAGAUAGAUGACACGGACGACGCGAUCGAAAGGCACUCCAGGAUUCUGCAGCAAAAUAUCAGAAAUAACAAUAUUCGCCAUCAAAACGAAAAGCGAGCGCUAGAACGCAGCAACACAAAGCUCCUUGUUCGUAUUGAGGAGUUAGAACGAGAACAUGAGGAGUUGAAGCGUCAGCUUGAGGCUGCCAUCCAGGCUUCUACGUCCACCGUACCGCAAAUCGAACCCUUGUCGACGCCCAACACACACGCUCUUCCACGCAGUUCCGCAACCGUCGCGACCCAGGAGGCAACAGUCCCUUUUCAUGAAUACAAAGAGCUCGAGCGCAUGUACAAGGUCAUCCUCCGGGAGAACGAUGGGCUGAGACUGAACUCGGAAAUGAUGGCCAAGCAGAAUGCCUCGAUGAAAAGCCGGGUCAAGGAGUGGAACACAUGGGCCUCUAAGGAGCGCGAAAAAAGGCCUGUCUCAGCUGCUGCAGACCUCCCGGAAAUCAUUUCAUCCGACAUUCCGGAGGAGCUCCCACAGAUCACUGAUGUAUCAGCAACACUUCCUCAUUCAAAAGAUGAGGAAGCGGAGCCUGCUGAUACUCAGGUCACGGCACCACCUGUCCCUGCGCUUCUCAACAGAGUCAGCACCCUUGAUCUCGAUGAUAUGGGAAUUCGGAUACAAACACCAAGGAAGCGUCGUCGUAUGCAGGAUGCCAUCCGCAAAUCGCAGCUGCAGAACGAUGGCUUACCGAAGAACCGAAACUAG
Lasiodiplodia theobromae is the source of this 786-nucleotide messenger RNA. RefSeq names its product DNA repair protein. The record is from RefSeq and is a predicted model, not a curated record. The transcript has 5 exons. Bases 1 to 786 code for a protein of 261 amino acids. NCBI's taxonomy places the organism in Eukaryota, Fungi, Ascomycota, Dothideomycetes, Botryosphaeriales, Botryosphaeriaceae.